UGUAGUCCACCUCUACAGCAUGCAAAUUACCGAGCAACUCCAAUAUAUCGCAGAUUGGUUAACUACACAGAGCGCGCGGCGCGGCGCGAGAGCUGGACGCAGUGCGCGCUUUGAUUAUUUUGAGCGGACUGUAAAAGGCGAAAGAAUAGCCUCUUUUUAAUCACCAUACUGUUUUGUCCUGGUGGCUCGAACCUGCAACUUAAUCAUGAUUAAUUGCGGGGAGGCUGUGUGAGGAGGGCUUAACACUCAUCAUCCCGGGACCGGAGUGAAACAUCACCGUGCGCUCCUUGUGCAACGGAAUAAUAAGCAGCCCGCGAGUGUGUGUGACAGCUUUUUAAGAGUCGAGAAAGACUGUGGACCCGAGAGGACAAGUGGGGACUGACGGACCCUGUGAAGUUUCCCCGUGUGUCAGCCUGUUUUUAAGGACCAGAGAGAAAGUGCGGUGGGGGUUAGCCCCUCUUCAAUGCGUCGGUUCCCCCGUAUAGUACUGAUGGACUGAGUACGGUGACAUUUGAAGCAGCCUUCUCCUGUUUUCAUCAGUUUUAGUCGGAUUCCCAUUAGCUGCUUGCAUGGUUUACUCCCAUUCCUCAAGUCCACCCAGGACACACAGAAAGAACAGAACAUAUUAAUACUGAUAUCUCUGACCGAAAUGCUGCCCUGUAUCAUUUUCAUCGGCGUGUUUGUCACUGUGGCCCAAUCCCAGGAUAUUCAUCCCUCACAGGCAUCAUCCUCUAUUAGUGAGUCGUGUGACUCCUUGUGCUCCUGCGAGGGGAAAGAUGGCAUCCUUCAUCUUAACUGCGAGCAGAGAAACAUCAGCAAAAUCUCCCAAAUCAAAGUCCCGUCAGGCGUGCCCUUCCACCUGAACCUUUACAAAAAUGACUUAGUUGAGCUCCGCGCUGAGGAAAUGGAAGGGCUUAAGAAUGCCCUUUCGCUGCACAUCGGGGGUAAUAGCAUACAAGAGCUGGAACCCGGGGUUUUUAGCACUCUCGGUUCACUGAAAAAACUCCACAUAAAUAGCAAUUUCCUUGUCACUCUGAAAGAGGACACUUUUCAAGGCCUGGUGAAUUUGGAGUUUCUCCAAGCUGACACAAAUUUCAUUCGGGUCAUCGAGCCAGGGGCCUUCAACAAACUGAUCCGCCUCAAGGUCCUCAUCCUCAAUGAUAAUUCCAUCGAGUUUUUACCCAGCAACAUUUUUCGGUUCGUGCCCCUCACCCACCUGGACUUGCGUGGCAACAAGCUCCAGACACUGCCUUAUGUUGGGUUUUUGGAGCACAUCGGACGGAUAAUGGAGCUUCUCCUGGAGGACAAUGACUGGGUCUGUGACUGUGAUAUUUUGCAUUUAAAAAUCUGGAUGGAGAACAUGAGGGCCCAGUCAGCAAUCGGAGAUGUGGUUUGCAGCACACCACAUCACCUUAAGGGGACUAUUCUGGCUAAAGUCAAGCGGGAUGUUCUCUGCCCGUCCCACGCAGAUAUUAACCUGGAGGAACCGUCAAAGUCCCUGGACAUGGUUGUUACUCCCUCAUCCAAAGUUUCUCAGAGUCCCAAGUUGAUUAAUGCCAAAGAUGACGCCAAGGUACCGACACCGUCUCACAUUCCCAGCAGUCCUUGUGUGGAGCACUGUUCUUGUCACAAUCACCCUGUGGCUGGGUUUUUGAUGCAUUGUCAGGACAGGGGAAUUCAGAAAGUAUCAGAUAUCGGAAUACUCCAGCAAAGCCCCACUAAAUUGGUCAUGACAGGAAAUAUGAUUCAGAAACUCCUGAAGUAUGAUUUUGUCACAUAUGAUAGUUUAGAAUUGCUCAACUUGGCGAACAAUAGAAUUGAUUACAUUGAUAAUGAAACUUUCCUCAGCUUGAGCAGUUUGAAAAAAUUAUAUUUGAAUGGCAAUAGAAUUGAAAAGCUGUUCUCCACAAUGUUUGUGGGGCUCCACAAUCUUGAAUACCUGUAUCUGGAAUACAACCUUAUCAAAGAGAUUGCUCCAGGCACAUUUAAUCCCCUGCCGAACCUGAAGCUGUUGUCAUUAAAUAACAACCUGCUCAGCUCUCUUCCGGCACAGAUAUUUCGCAAUGUUCCCCUCACCAAAUUAAACCUGAGGAAAAAUCUACUUAUGCACCUGCCAGUGAGCAACGUGCUUGAUCAACUCGACUCACUAGAACAGAUUUAUUUAGAGGACAACCCCUGGGACUGCAGCUGUGACUUGCUAAGCCUCAAACAAUGGGUGGAGAAACUAAGAAAGGACACAGUGGUGGGCUCCAUUUUGUGUCACACCCCAAAUAAAGUGAUGCAGGCUGAACUAAGAAGCCUUCGUCAUGAGGUGCUAUGUCCCGGUUUAGGGACCUACUACCCUAUGUCCCCAGAUUGGGAGGAGAGCGUGACAGCUACACUGGGGCCUGACAGCACUGACAAGGGUUUGUUCAGCUCACUCACGGACACCGUCCCACUCUCUGUGCUCAUCUUAAGCCUUCUUGUUUUUGUCCUCAUGAUUAUCUUCUGCUCAGCUGGACUGGUCGUGUUUGUGGUGCACCGGCGGCGGCGAAGGGCAAAGAAAAAAGCAGCAGAGGAGCAGCCCCGGGAGAACACCAGCAGCAGUCCCAUUCACUUACAUUACAGCAUGUACGGGCAGAAAACUACACACCACACUCUGACACAGAGAACAGGGUCUUCCUCUCUGUACGAAGAGAGAUCACAUAGUCCUAUUGUGCAGAUCUGUCGCAACCCCACCUACUGCUCCCAGCACAAGGAACACGACAUGGAUUUGGAUUAUAGCCUCGACGACCCCAGCGCCAAGCAUCACGUCUGCCGGAGUCUCAUGGAGAAGGAGAACACCUCUCCACUCACAGGAAACCCCAGCUCAAAGUUCAGACCCAUGACUGGAGAGUGCCCCGCAGAGUUUGUCACUCUCGGAAAUCCCAACUCCUUGUACAGGAACAUUCUGGAGAGAGAGAAGGAGCUGCAGCAGCUUGGAAUAACAGAGUACCUUAGGAAAAACAUGCCACAGCUUCAGUCUGCUGUAGACAUGCAGGUCCCGGGGCACCAGGAGGAGUUAAAGCUAAUGGAGACAAUAAUGUACUCACGACCACGCAAGGUCAUGCUUGAGCAAACUAAGAAUGAGUACUUUGAACUUAAGGCUAACUUGCACACUGAGCCGGACUAUUUGGAGGUUCUGGAGCAUCAAACUGCAUUUAACUGAGCUUCAACAGGAAAAAAAAACAAACAAAAAAAUAUAUAAAUAUAUAUAUUAUCUCUUGAACCAAGUGCCUUGUCCUGUUGGCCCUCUUGUACUUUCCACAGUGUGAAAUAUAUAUAUCAUGGGCACAUCACAUCAAGUUUAACUGUAGCACAGAAUGUAACUGGUUUAUUUUUUUGUUACCUUUUGUUGACAGCCAUGUCAUGUAGCUGGUGAAAUGUGUAGUAUUUCUGGGCAAAUGUAACUUAAAGAAGCUAUUGCAGUCUGUUGAGCAGGCCUGGUUUGAAACCCUCUUUGAAAUCCACUCAAUGAGCUUUUUAUGAUUGAUUAAAUUUCCACGGCUCACUGCCACCAAAUGAAUUGAUCCGCACAGCGCACACCCCCUUAUUUGACAUCCUGAAAGGAUAAAGCAGAUGUUUGGAAAGAAGUGAGUGAAUUUCAAUCACCACUUGACCCAGAAUUGCGGUUUAAUCAGUCUAUCCUGACUCUGGGUAUGACCUGAUUACACCCUCUGUCAACAUAAGCCAGCUAAAAUGCUGUAACCAGAAUGCUCAUUGUGCCGUAGAGUCAGUAAAAUGCCAACUGUACAUUGGAAAACAGUGAUAGGAGUGUGAUCCCACUGCUAUUCUCCUGUCAGUUCUUUUGUUCCAUCCAAUACGCUGCGCAGUUGCAGACAUAGGACCUUUAUUUAUUUUUUAUACAAACUGGUGAUAUUCACUGAAAGGUUGUUCCCCCCCCCACACACAAUCAGUAAAUACAGCACUUAAAGUACAUUAUAUUAUACACAGCUGUAAUCUUGUAAAAAUGCAUUGCACUAAUCAGAUGCCAUAAGAUGGUGCAUGACAAUCAACAGAGUCCUGCUGAAACCUUUUUGUUUGUUUUUUAAUUUCUUCCAGAAGAAAUGAGCCACAAAUGUGUAUCAUCCUUCAGUGUGUGUUUUGUAUAUGUGCGGACGAAUGUGAGAUUGUGUUUAAUGUCACUAAUUUAUGUCUGACAACAUUCAAACAGCAUUCAGGAACAUCGCUCCUUCCUCAUUCUGACACUGGCUGAUUUGGAACUGUUUUGAACUAUUUAGAAGCGGGGCAUAUUAAUCUAUUAGCACAUGAACGGUUAAUGACGAGCAACAUCACCCAACAGAGAAGCUCCAUUUUCCCAUGCACACAACCUGCCGAAUGACUUCAGCUACAUUUCCUCUGUUUCUCAGCUCUUAUUAAAAGCAAUGGACUGUUGGUCACUGACAUUUGCAAUGUGGACAUUGUCAGGAUUUAUACUAUACACUCCAUUCAUACUCUUGGAAACUCAUUCAACUUUGAAACGGUUCAUGUAAGCACACACUCAGUAGCUUUUCUACUUAACUAGAUAAUAAUUAUUUAUUCUGUAUAUUUUGUAUAUACUUGUGUUCCAUUAUACCUUUGGUUUUUGUGUGCCUUCAGUGCUGUACAGAAUAUAAACAGAAGUUGUAACUGAUAAACAGAAAAUAAAGAGUUGCAAUAUUACAUAAA
Micropterus salmoides (largemouth bass) is the source of this 4686-nucleotide messenger RNA. It is a transcript of the gene slitrk6, whose product is annotated as SLIT and NTRK-like family, member 6. Gene Ontology annotation, molecular function: protein binding. The transcript is spliced from 3 exons. The record is from RefSeq and is a predicted model, not a curated record. NCBI's taxonomy places the organism in Eukaryota, Metazoa, Chordata, Actinopteri, Centrarchiformes, Centrarchidae. Gene Ontology annotation, biological process: regulation of presynapse assembly; axonogenesis; positive regulation of synapse assembly. The coding region runs from base 650 to 3187 and encodes 845 amino acids. Gene Ontology annotation, cellular component: membrane.